Messenger RNA from Conger conger (European conger), 1182 nucleotides. RefSeq names its product somatostatin receptor type 4-like. Lineage: Eukaryota; Metazoa; Chordata; Actinopteri; Anguilliformes; Congridae. Gene Ontology annotation, biological process: G protein-coupled receptor signaling pathway. Bases 1 to 945 code for a protein of 314 amino acids. Gene Ontology annotation, cellular component: membrane. The transcript is spliced from 3 exons. The record is from RefSeq and is a predicted model, not a curated record. Gene Ontology annotation, molecular function: G protein-coupled receptor activity.
AUGGUCUCCUACAACGCGAGCGUUCCGCUUUCAUUUGACUUUAAGCUUCCCGAAGACUACUUCAUUUUUCUCUUCCAUAUCAUUUUCGCUACGAGCGCGGUCCUCCUCGCGGGCUCAGUGGUCAUUGGUAUCUUGAGCACGAGGAGUCUUCGGCGUCAGAACAGAUUUAUUUUCAUGCUCAACACCAGCAUUAGUGACACUCUUACCGGGUUUUCAGUUUAUUAUCUUGGACUAUUUGAUGUACAGGAGGGAUAUCCGUCAAGGAACGGUACAUACUACAUUCUACCUUCAUUUCUUGGAGUAAACAUCCUUACUUUUCUGUUUGCACAGAUUGACCGCUACAUCGCCGUUUGCCACCCGUUCUUCUACAGUCGAUACAUCUUGCGACCGCUUGUCAUUGUAAUUUGUUUGUUUUGUUGGUUUUACACAUAUAUUAUUGUGACAGUGCAAAACGUCGUUCCCAUUUCGAAAGCUGCGCAAAUACACGCAUUUGGCGUCAUGACUUUACAACUAAUAGUGCUCACUAAAGUGCUUAUGACUAUAAAGUUGUAUGUGAUCGCCAGGUAUCAGCUUGCACGAGACCCACCGAGCGCCGAGAGGGAGAGCAAGAAGGAGUCACUGAGAAUAAUAGUAUUCGUGGUCAUCAGUUUCUUGACGCUCUGGUGUCCCUCCUUCAUCAACAUUAUUGCGAAGCAGCUGACGAGGCACGGCCUGAAAUUCAGGAACGAGGCCACCAACCUCUUCGCCAUCAUGGCGCGGCUGAACGCGCUGAGCACGCCGGCGUUGUACAUCUGGGGCAGUCCCGCGCUGCGCAGAGCGGUGAAGAAAACCGUGUGGCAGAGGGUGUGCCCACCGCGGACGACAAGAAUAGAUUUUUCCCGUGAACGGUGCGAAAGCGACGGAGCAGAAAUAACCAGCACGUGGAAGGGUUCCAGUAAACCGUGAACGUGUGGGAGGAACCACGCGCCGGUGCCGCCGCUCAUCCGAAAUCACAGGCAGCACCUCUCCACGGUGAUUCCAGGCCGGACCACCAGCCGUGGCUCCCUGGACCUGCCACCAGACUUCCCCUCCAUCCGUCAUGUUCCGGAAACAGCUCAGCUCCCAUCUCCUCCCUGAUUCCAUGUUCCCGUCUUACACAUCAUCCCACUCGACUUCAGCUUCUCCUCCAAACAUACCUGCAUA